Molecule: messenger RNA, 675 nt
Organism: Panicum virgatum (switchgrass)
Lineage: Eukaryota; Viridiplantae; Streptophyta; Magnoliopsida; Poales; Poaceae
Exons: 1
Coding region: 1-675 (224 amino acids)
Molecular function (GO): nucleic acid binding
Source: RefSeq, a predicted model, not a curated record
AUGGAGGCGUACUACAACACAGUGCGUCGCCUCGAGGACAAGUUCGAUGGGCUCGAACUCAACCACAUCGCACGCAAAUACAACGAGGAAGCAGACAAAUUGGCCAAGAUCGCAUCUGGGCGGACCACCGUCCCCUCGAAUGUUUUCGCCCGUGACCUCGCCGAGCCAUCCGUCGACUUCAAGAGUCCAGCAGAAGCCACCAGAGCGGCACCCGAACCCUCGGGGGCUGCGACUGCUGAGCCCUCGAUCGAAGACCCCUCGGCGGAGGGGUCCGAGGCCAUGGACACAGAAACUGAAAUCUCCUUGGCGGACGAGGCUAAAGUGAUGGAGAUUGAUGAGGCCCCACCUUCGCAAGACUGGCGUGCCCAGUACCUUGAUUGGAUGAUCCGAGGGGUCCUACCCUCGGACCGCGCUCAGGCGCGGCGAAUCGCUAGGCGAGCCAAGUCUUUCAUCUUGAUCGACGACGAAUUGUACAAGCGCAGCCCCUCGGGAGUCAUACAGCGUUGCAUCCCCAUUCCCGAGGGCAAGAAGCUGAUCCGGGACAUCCACGCCGGGAUUUGUGGCGAUCAUGCGGCGCCACGCACCUUCAUGGGAAACGCGUUCAGGCAAAGCUUUUACUGGCCCACCGCGGUCACCGACGCCACUGAAGUCAUGCGGACCUGCGAGGGCAGCUAG